GCGCGUCACCCAGUCUCAUGGAGGUCACUGAAACUCUGUCAGUCUGAUACAUCACCUCUGAGUGGACAAGUGCAGACAAGACACCAUGGCUCUGCUACUGGAGCACCAGUUCAGGCCACUGCCUGCUGACAGACAAGUGGAAACCAGACCUUUUCUUGAGGCUGCCACUUACCUUCCACUAUUCUUUGACUGCCUUGGCCCGACUAUCUUUGCACCCAUCAAGUCUGACAUAUUAACAAAUAUUACAAAAAUCAAGGCAGUCUAUGACACCAACCCAGGACGCUUUAGAACCCUUCAACAGAUUUUGGAGGUCGAAAAAGAAAUGUACGGAUCCCAAUGGCCCAAAGUUGGAGCCACACUAGCACUCAUGUGGCUGAAAAGGGGUCUACGCUUUAUCCAACUGUUCCUUCAAAGUCUGCUUGAUGGUGAAAAGGAUGAAAACAACCCGAACCUCAUUCGAGUCAAUGUGACCAAAGCAUACGAACUGGCGUUGAAGCGAUACCAUAGCUGGUGGCUUCAGCAGCUUUUCAGGGCAGCUUUGUUCGCUGCCCCAUACAGAUCGGACUUCCUGAAGGCCCUCUCCAAAGGCCGGGAAGUGAAGGAAGAAGAAUGUUUGGAGAAGGUAAAAAAAUUCCUGAUCAACUUCUCUGCCACAGUCGAUGCAGUUUAUGAGCUGUACAAUAAAAUGAAUGCUGAUGUUGACUACAGAGUUUGAGUGUGAAACAAUCCUAAAUCCUUCUGAUGUGUUUUGUUAACACUUAGUAAUUUUAGUUAUGACAAAUGUACCACAGGUGUCUGUACACUUUUGUGUAUUUGUACUUUUAAUGUAGACAGUUGACAUGAUGGCAAGCUGUCCAAGCUAUUGUUAGCCACAAGACUUUGAUUACCUGAAUUUACAAUGAUCUGUUUUGUUUUGUUUAUUGCUUAAAAAGUAUGUCCCCUUGAGAUGCAUCAUUUCAUUUUCAUUUUCCUCCUUAUCUAUAAUAAAUAUGCUCAACAUGGGCGUUAAUUGUUUUAGUAAAUCUCCAAAGCCUCGAAUUGCUGCUGUAUUUAAUUCAUAAUGUGGCUGGGCAAAAGCAUGUCAUAUGUUUGAUAAUAAGCAUACCACUAUAAGUACAAUAAACAAAACAUGCAACAUUUUAUUUGUUUUUCCGUGUGCAUUUCACUUUUGUGGUGAUUAUUUAGCAUCGAUCUCAUUACAGUAAUUGACAAUCAUUUAACUCAGUAGGUAAUAUAGAAAAAUAAUGU
This is a messenger RNA of Syngnathus acus (greater pipefish), 1248 nucleotides long. It is a transcript of the gene gltpa, whose product is annotated as glycolipid transfer protein a. Lineage: Eukaryota; Metazoa; Chordata; Actinopteri; Syngnathiformes; Syngnathidae. Gene Ontology annotation, cellular component: cytoplasm; membrane; cytosol. The transcript is spliced from 5 exons. Gene Ontology annotation, biological process: intermembrane lipid transfer; ceramide transport. The coding region runs from base 86 to 715 and encodes 209 amino acids. Gene Ontology annotation, molecular function: ceramide 1-phosphate transfer activity; ceramide 1-phosphate binding. The record is from RefSeq and is a predicted model, not a curated record.